UAAUUUGUUCAGCCUGCGCAGCAGUUCAAUUAAUGGGUUCCCUUUUUUUUUUUUCCUCUUUAAUAAGUUGAGUAAAUCCAGUGCAGUUUGGACCAGACCGGGAAGUGCACUAAGUCUGCUGAGGGUUUCAGGAGCAAGUCGCUAUAACUGAAAGUUCUACAGGAGCUGAAAUGGGCUGGAUAUUGCACUGUGUUUGGAUGUGGGUCCUGCUCACCGUUCCAUUCCCAAGUCACGCCAUGCCUCCCAUGAGAUAUUCUCACGCAGGAAUCUGUCCUAACGACAUGAACCCAAACCUAUGGGUGGAUGCACAGAGCACUUGCAGGAGGGAAUGCGAAGAUGACCAGGAAUGUGAAACUUAUGAAAAAUGCUGCCCAAACGUCUGUGGGUCAAAGAGCUGCGUGGCUGCACGUUACAUGGACGUCAAAGGCAAGAAAGGGCCGAUUGGCAUGCCAAAGGGGGCCACGUGUGAUCUCUUCAUGUGUACGCAGCAAGGCUCCGAGUGUGACAUCUGGGACGGGCAGCCGAUCUGUAAAUGCAAAGACAGAUGCGAGAAAGAGCCAAGCUUUACCUGUGCGUCGGACGGGCUUACGUAUUACAAUAGGUGCUUCAUGGAUGCCGAGGCUUGCACAAAGGGAAUCACCCUGACUGUAGUCACCUGCAAAUACCAUCUGUCUUGGCCCAAUACUAGCCCAGCGCCUUUCCAAACCACCUCAAACCCAACCAUAGCUUCUCUGGAAACUGCUUUCAAAAACGGUAUCCCACCCACCUUGGUGAACAACCCUGUCGAGAAGGUGGUCGACGUAGGGGAUACAGUGAGCUUCCAUUGCGACGUCACUGGCAAACCUACACCAGAGAUUACCUGGGAGAAACAGGUGGAUGGAAAGGAAAAUGUUAUAAUGCGCCCUAACCACGUUGUGGCAAACAUAGUAGUGACCAACAUCGCCCAGCUGGUAAUAUAUAACACCCAGCUGCAAGAUGCAGGGAUAUAUACAUGUACCGCCAGGAAUGCAGGAGGGAUUAUCAAGGUCAACUUUCCCUUAUCUGUAAACAAGCUGCCAGCCAAAGAAAAGUCCACCAACAAGACAUUUUUUCCAACAGACGAGUGCCUGAAACCUCCCGACAGUGACGACUGCGGGGAAGAGCAGACUCGGUGGUAUUUCGAUGCCAAGAAAAACAAUUGCUUUAUAUUUAUAUACGGCAACUGCAACAGCAAUUACAACCACUUUGACACGUACGAGUCGUGCAUGCUGACCUGCAUGAAUGGGCCGGUCAAUGUUUGUAAUUUCCCCGCUCUCCAAGGUAUGUGUAAAGCCUACAAGCCCAGAUGGGCCUACAACAAACAGCUGAAACAGUGCCAGUCCUUUAUUUACGGCGGAUGUGGAGGGAACGACAACAAUUUUGAAACGAAAGAGACCUGCGAAGACAUGUGCCCCUUCCCUAAAAACCAGAAGUGUAAGAUCUGCAAACCCCGACAGAAGCUGGUGACGAGCUUCUGUAAAAGUGACUUCACCAUCCUCGGGCGCAUCACGGAACUGACCGAGGAAUUCGAUUCUGGGCACGCUCUUGUCUCCGUCGAGGAGGUUUUAAAAGACGAGAAAAUGGGACUGAAGUUUCUGGGCAAAGAACCGCUUGAAAUCACUCUUCUUAACAUAGAUUGGAGCUGCCCAUGUCCCAAUGUGACUCUGGUCAACAGCCAGCUGAUCAUUAUGGGCGACGUGCACAACGGAAUGGCCACGUUGCAGCCUCACAGUUUCGUGGGCACAUCGAGUGCCCGGCGCAUAAGAAAGCUGCGCGAAGUCAUUUACAACAAAACUUGUGACCUUCUCAAGGAGAUUUUAGGACAGCCGUAACAUUUGUCAUUGCUUUGUGUUAGUCCAUUUACCUACCUAAACCUGAUGAAGUCAAUUGUAUUGUUCUUACGUUACCAAGAUUUUCGUAUAUAGGCAGCAAAAAACUGAAAUGAAAAAUUGUAAACUGGGGGUAUGUUUGAGUGUGGGCCUCCGACAGCUCCCAGACUUGCAGCAAUCAGAGAGCACUGAUAGGCUGGAGUUUCAUACAUUUCUACUCCAACCUAUUAUUGUGCUUCUCCCUUAGCCCAGAGUCAAGAAAGAACCUGCGGCAGUGGCAGUAGUGUACUAUGAGAGGACCAGAAGCCCAUAUACAUUCGUAACCCUUAAGACAGUGAUCCCCAACCAGUGGCUCGGGGGAAACAUGUUGCUCCCCAACCCCUUGGGUGUUGCUCU
This is a messenger RNA of Xenopus tropicalis (tropical clawed frog), 2243 nucleotides long. It is a transcript of the gene wfikkn2, whose product is annotated as WAP, follistatin/kazal, immunoglobulin, kunitz and netrin domain containing 2. Lineage: Eukaryota; Metazoa; Chordata; Amphibia; Anura; Pipidae. The coding region runs from base 171 to 1850 and encodes 559 amino acids. The record is from RefSeq and is a predicted model, not a curated record. The transcript is spliced from 2 exons.